Messenger RNA from Jaminaea rosea, 897 nucleotides. RefSeq names its product F-actin capping protein, beta subunit. NCBI's taxonomy places the organism in Eukaryota, Fungi, Basidiomycota, Exobasidiomycetes, Microstromatales. The annotation marks the transcript as partial. The transcript has a single exon. Gene Ontology annotation, biological process: cell morphogenesis; barbed-end actin filament capping; actin cytoskeleton organization. Gene Ontology annotation, molecular function: actin filament binding. The record is from RefSeq and is a predicted model, not a curated record. Gene Ontology annotation, cellular component: cytoplasm; F-actin capping protein complex.
UCCGACCCGCUCUCCCUCUCCCUCGACCUCCUACGUCGCCUCCCACCUAGCAACAUCUCAGCAAACCUCGAUCGUCUCGUUUCCCUCUGCCCGCAACUAGCAGACGACCUCUACUCGAGCGUGGAUCAGCCCCUGCGUGUACGAGUGGACCGCUCAGCAGCAGGCAAAGGUCGCGAGUAUCUGGCCUGCGAUUACAAUCGCGACGGAGAUAGCUGGCGCAGCCCUUGGAGCAAUGAGUACGACCCGCCGCUCAGUGAUGGAACGAGGCCUAGCCGCGAGCUGAGGGAACUCGAGGUAGCGAUGGGUGGGGCAAUGGACGUCUAUCGUCAGCUCUACUACGACACGGGGCUGGCUUCCGUCUAUCUUUGGGACCUGGAUGACGGGGCCUUUGCCGGCGUGGUUCUGUUCAAGAAGGCGCUCGAGGCUGGGAGCGAAGGGGCCAGCGGCAGCGCCACGCCUGCGAUGGGGACUCAAGGCUCGUGGGAUUCUCUCCACGUCUUCGAGACGACGCCGGAUCGAAGCAACCGCACAGCAUCCUACAAGCUGACAAGCACCGUCAUGCUCACGCUCGCGAAACGUAACAAGGCUGCGAUGCCAGAAGGAUCUUCAGACGCUCCCCUCCAACAGCAAUUCGAGCUAGCCGGCUCCCUCACCCGCCAAGCAGAGAGCGAUGCUCCCAUCCAACCUCCAUCAGCCUCAGCCCCUUCACGCUACUCCCUCUCCCAUAUUGCCAACCUGGGUCGGCUCAUCGAGGAUGUCGAGUCAAAGAUGCGCAACCAAAUCGUAGACGUCUACUUUGGAAAGACAAAGGACGUGCUGGGAAUGUUGAGGAGUAAGGAGAGCUUGGAGGUGCAGAGGAGAGAACAGCAGUUGAGGGACGAGAUGAGAGGAAUGUGG